CCCUCACGCCACCACGGUGCCUUCUUCUUCUCCACGAAAGAAGGGGAUCCAAGGCCCUUCUUCCUCCUCCUACACAGCCGCCAUGGCAGCCCCAAAGUAGAAGAAGAAGGUGCUUAAAAAAAGAUCUAAGGGCAGGGUGGUCAGAGCCAUACCAGGCAGCAACAUCAGGGCAGGGGAUCUGUGGCAGCAGCCAAUAAAAGGAAAAAGAAAUGCUUGAUCUCAAUGAGUUGCCUCCUGAUCUCAAUGAGCUUCCUCAUGAUAUGGAUCAACAGCAACACAACAUGCCACAAGGAAAUUGGACAGAAAACGGGCGCUCUGUUUACUACACGCAGACAAGUCAUGGGCCUAACCCUAUGGGCCAUGACAAUGUGGCAGGGCAGUCAUCAACCCGUGCUGCCCCUGUAGUGGUGUCUUUGCAGUCAGAGAGCCAUACUCUUGAUGACAGGGGCACCGCAGCAAAUGUUCCUGGUCCAACCAGGACUAAGCUCAGAGCCGGUGCUGUUGACGGUGUUGUGCAAGGAGAAGAAGGAGAAGAUGAGGCUGGUUCUCAGCCAAUGGAACCCUAUGUCGCAUGAGGUUUGAUAGCCUUCAAAUUGCUAAGGAUCACUACAACAGCUACGCCCUAUGGAUGGGUUUCUCUGUCAAAAUGAACACCUCUAGGCGGACAGGCAAUGUAUUGGUAAAACAACAGUUUUGCUGCAACAAGUACAAGAAGCCAAAAGCUGAUGAUGGAGGAGUUGAGGCUCCUCCUGUCCUGGACCCUAUACUAGAUCCAAAACCUGUUGACACUAAUGAGGAAAUGGAAGAUGAACCUCUAAUCUUUGCUGAAGAUGAGGCUGAUCCUAGUAAGAAAAGGAAGAAACGAAAACGCGAGACAAUAAAGCAGACUCAAUGCAAGGCAAAAAUGUUGGUGAAGCUGAUGGAUGGGCGAUGGGAGGUGACGCACUUUGUUCGUGACCACAAUCAUCCGCUGGUGAACAAACCUUCAUUGUCCAAAUACUUGAGAUCCCACCAAGGCAUCUCUCCUGAUGAAAAGGAGUUUUUGCGCAUCUUGUAUAACUGCAACUUGACUACAGGUGUGUUUCUAUAUUCCUUACAGAAUUAAGUUUCCCGCUAGGCAGUCCAGUGUGCAACUGUUAUGGUACUGGUGUGCAACUAAAAUGCCUUAAAUGUGCAACUAGAUUACCUUCACUGUGCAACUACAUGAUGUUCCUGUGCAACUAGAUUACCUUCACUGUGCAACUACAUAGUGUCCUGUGUACAAAAUGAAAAAAGGUGCAACUGGUUGUCCAUUUCCUGCAACUAUCUGUGCCAACACAUGUCAUAUUACUGUGCAGCUGGAUAUGUGCAUCCGUGCGACUAAAAAAAGAGAUAUUGUUUCUUUUUGUAUUAUGCAUGACGUAUGAUGCAUUAUGGAUCUGAGAUGAUGGUGCCGUUCGGACCAAAGGCAAUAACAAAUCUGUGUACAAGUUUUCGUAGAGAUGACACAAAGGAGGGUGACAUGAUUGAGACAAUUGCGCACUUCAAGGAUAUACAAAAAACCGAUCCAGACUUCUUCUAUAAGGUAAAAUAUGAUGAAGAGGACAAAGUUGUCAACAUAUUUUGGGUGGAUGGCUCAGCUCGAAAAGCUUAUUGGGAGGCGUACCACGAUUGCAUAUCGUUUGACACCACCUACAUGACCAACAUGUACAAUAUGUCGUUCGCGCCCUUCAUCGGAAUAAACCGGCAUGGCCAAUCUUUCAUGCCGGGUUGGGCGUUUGUGAGGCAGGAGUUGGCAUCAAGCUUUGGUUGGGUCUUCCGAGCAUUCCUAGAGGCUAUGGAUGGCAAACCUCCUGACAACUUCAUAACCGAUCAGGAUGGUGCAAUGAGGCAGUCAAUACAGAGCAUCUUUCCAUCCAUAGUGCACCGCUGUUGUCGAUGGCACAUCAUGAAAAAGGCUCAAGAAAAAGUUGGUUGGCUGUUGUGCCGGAACCCAGGGCUCUCUGAUGAUUUCAACUACUGUGUUGACUUCAGCUUCACUAUAGACGAGUUUGAGCGGAAUUGGGUUGGGUUAAUGAUAAAGUACGAGGCUAUGACACACACACACUUUGAGAAGUUGUACGAAUACAGGUCAACUUGGGUGCCGUGCUACUUCAAACACAGGUUCUUCCCCUUCCUGCAGUCUACACAACGUAGUGAGGGGUUCAACGCCGUCCUAAAAAGAUAUGUGAACCCACACAAUUCAAUGCUGAACUUCAUCAAGCAAUAUGAAAAAAUUCAGAACCACAUCCUUCCCAAGGAAGGCUGCAAUGAUUACAGGACAGAACACCUUGAGAUUGAGCUAUGGUCCAACUUCCCAAUAGAGAGGCAAGCUUACGAAACCUACACUAGGGACCUUUACCACAAGUUCAGAGAAGAGUUUGUGCUGAUUGGACGUUAUAAUGCGCUCCUAGUUGGUGCUGACCUUUUUUAGCUCAGACCGAACCAGGAAUUUGUUGCCAAAUAUGGUUCUCGAAACUACUUAGUGCAGGAAAGGGUGGGGGAGGGUUCCUAUUUGUGUGAAUGCUGCAAAACGGACAAGGACAACAUGCUCUGUUGCCACAUCCUCAAGGUGUUCACCCAUCUUGGAGUUGAUGUCAUACCGGAAAGGUACAUGCUAAGACGGUGGACACCUACUGUUGUCCCUAGUGCUCCAGGGACCGGGUAUGAACAACGAGAUGAAAUGCGUCCUCAAUCAAAGAAGCAGAUAAGGGAGAGAAACAUGAUAUACAAUUUUCGGAAACUAGCCAAGUUUGCAAGUGGCUCUGAUGCAGCACAGAAAAUUGUAUACAAGCAUAUGCGCGGAGCACGCACCAAGAUCAGCCACCAGAACAAGUCCAAGAAAAAGAAAAAACUGGCUGCUGCUAUUGGGCCAUCAGAUGAUGGCAACCCUCAAGGACCUCCUCCACCUCCAGGCUCUACACAGCAUGCUCCGCCACCUCCUCCCCCGCCUGGCCCAACAAGCAGUGCCCCGCGUCGUCCUCCCAAUGGCUCUACAGGCAUCACUCAGGGGGC
Molecule: messenger RNA, 3033 nt
Organism: Aegilops tauschii subsp. strangulata
Lineage: Eukaryota; Viridiplantae; Streptophyta; Magnoliopsida; Poales; Poaceae
Source: RefSeq, a predicted model, not a curated record